AUGACAGCAAAUUGUAUUAAAGAGGCGGCGAGAGAGGUGUUAGGGGUCUCAAAGGAUUUUUCUGGUGGCCAUAAAAGGGACAAGUGGUGGAACAAAGAGGUGCAAGGAAAAGUGAAAUCCAAGAAAGCGACAUAUUUGAAGCUAGUAGAGAGUAUAGACGAGGGUCAGAAGAGUGCUAACAGGGAGGGGUACAAGAAGGUUAGGAAGGAGGCGAAGUUGGCGGUUACUGCAGCUAAGACCGUAGAGUUUAGUCGUUUAUACGAAGAAAUUGGGGAUAAAGGCUGGGACAAGAAGUUGUACAGGCUAGCAAAGGUGAGGGAGCGGAAGGCCCGGGAUCUGGACCAAGUGAGAUGCAUAGAAGACGAGGAGGGAAGAGUUUUAUUGGAGAGGGCACAAAUUAGGCAGAGAUGGCAGUUUUACUUCCAUAAACUCUUGAAUGAAGAGAGAGAUAAGGGCAUUGUGUUGGGGGAGUUGGAGUACUCAGAGCGGCAGCAAGAUUUUGGGUACUCUAGACGCAUACGAGUGGGGGAGGUUGUAGGGGCUAUGCGCAGGAUGAGUAGGGGUAGAGCGACUGGGCCGGACGAGAUCCCGGUGGAAUUCUGGAAGAGCGCGGGUAAGGAGGGCGUGGAAUGGCUUGCUAGACUGUUUAACAUCAUUUUUAGGACGAAGAAGAUGCUCGAAGAGUGGAGGCAGAGUAUGAUGAUCCCGUUGUACAAGAACAAGGGGAAUGUCCAAAACUGCAACAACUAUAGGGGUAUCGAGUUGUUAAGCCAUAUGAUGAAAGUGUGGGAGAGGGUAAUUGAAGGGAGGUUGAUGAGGUGUGUGUCCAUUUCCGAGAACCAGUUUGGUUUCAUGCUGGGACGGUCGACUACUGAGGCCAUUCACAUUGUGAGGAGAUUGGUAGAGCAGUAUAGGGCGGUGAAGAAUGAUUUGCAUAUGGUGUUCAUUGACCUGGAGAAAGCCUACGACAAAGUCCUGAGAGAGGUUUUAUGGAGAUGUUUGGAAGCUAGAGGAGUGCAUGUAGUGUAUAUUAUAGUGAUUCAGGACAUGUAUGAUGGGGCUAAGACACGGGUUAGGACAACAGGAGGAGACUCUGACUACUUUCCGGUUGAGAUGGGGUUGCAUCAGGGAUCAUCGCUUAGCCCGUUUUUGUUUUCCCUGGCGAUGGAUUCUUCGACGCGUCACAUUCAAGGGGAGGUGCCUUGGUGCUUGUUAUUUGCGGAUGACAUAGUCCUGAUUGAUGAGACGCGAGGUGGCGUUAACGAGAGGCUGGAGGUAGGAGUGACCCCUGUGGAGGCAAAGAUGCGUGAGGCAAUGUUGAGAUGGUUCGGGCAUGUUAAGAGGAGAAGCACAGAUGCUCCAGUCAGGCGAUGUGAGAGGAGGGGUAGAGGGCUUCCUUCACCGUCUUUAGCCGAGGGUCUAUCGGAAACAGUCUCCCUGCCCCUCCAGGGUAGGGGUAAGGCUGCAUACAUCCUACCCUCCCCAGAACCCACUUGCGGGAUUAUACUAGGUGGUGGUUAUUGCUUAAAUACUUCAAUUAUUUCAUACUUACUAUUAGGCAAAUAA
Nicotiana tabacum (common tobacco) is the source of this 1566-nucleotide messenger RNA. NCBI's taxonomy places the organism in Eukaryota, Viridiplantae, Streptophyta, Magnoliopsida, Solanales, Solanaceae. The record is from RefSeq and is a predicted model, not a curated record.